Penicillium samsonianum is the source of this 474-nucleotide messenger RNA. RefSeq names its product amino acid starvation-responsive transcription factor GCN4 (gene cpcA). The transcript has a single exon. NCBI's taxonomy places the organism in Eukaryota, Fungi, Ascomycota, Eurotiomycetes, Eurotiales, Aspergillaceae. Bases 1 to 474 code for a protein of 157 amino acids. Gene Ontology annotation, molecular function: DNA-binding transcription factor activity. The record is from RefSeq and is a predicted model, not a curated record. Gene Ontology annotation, biological process: regulation of DNA-templated transcription.
AUGUUUACCGACAUGGAUAUUGCCGGCCACGAAGAAUGGCCCUCCCUCUUUGAUCACUCGUCAGAUCACCUAAAUGCCUUUGACCUCGCUACUUUGGAUGUCGCAACUGCCUUCCCUACCGAAGAGAAGAAGCCAGCCUUGCCAAUCUCCAUGUCUCCUGUUUCUCCUCGCGCAAAGCGAUCGACGACAUCGUCGCCUGUUCCCGCCUCUGGUACAGUUAAGCACUCCAGCGUCGCAGGUGUCAAUGCGCGAUCACGCAAGAACUUGACGCCUGUUGAAUUUGACCCCAAUGAUCCUAUUGCUGCUAAGCGCGCUCGUAACACCGAGGCGGCGCGUAAGUCGCGUGCCAAGAAGAUGGAACGCCAGUACACUUCUGAGCGCCGCAUCGAGGAUCUUCAGAAGGUCAUUGCUGAGCGCGACGCGGAGAUUGCCAAGCUCAAGGCUCAGCUCCAGAUCCAAAACAGCUACCAGUAA